UUUGGCCUUGACCAAGUCUGGCAACUGCUCACAAGAUGAUGGCGCCCACGUGCAGUUCUGCUCUUUUUGAGUGGCUCAUGUUGGGUUCGCAUUCGUCGCAUUAGCUAAGUCGCGAGGCUAUGGCCCCAAGGUCCAUAAGCAGUCGGGGAGACUCCAAAACUCCAUCCUUUUGGAGACCCUGCUACCAAUUUUAGUAUCUAAAUUUAACAGCAACAAAUCUUCCUGCUCAACAACACCGCAUAAGCCGGCGGAAAAAGGACCCCGACAACAACAUUGGACCACAACAGAUCCACGAACGUAUUGAGCAACUCAAAGCGAGUAUAAGUCGUCAAGAUGUUCGUUGAUUGCUGUCGUUCAAGUGCCACCAGCAACGAGCUGCAGCAUUGGAACGAGAACUUCACUGCAUCGCAUUUCUCCUCGCCUUGAUCCGUCCGCAUCACCAAUUCACCCAACCACAUCGCGAUGCGCUGGCUUCAGGGCGCCGCGGCGCUCUGGGCACUGUUUGCCCCCCUAUCCCACGCUGUGGUCGACGAUCCAGCCAAGGACGCCGCCCCGUACCACCGGGAAUUCGUCCUCUUCCGCAGCGCCAACAUGGCCUCGCCCGACAAACUCUCCAGCGGGAUCGGCUUCCACUCCUUCCGCAUUCCCGCCGUAGUCCGCACCUCGACGGGCCGCAUCCUGGCCUUCGCCGAAGGCCGCCGCCACACCAACGAGGACUUUGGCGACAUCAACCUGGUCUACAAACGCACCAAAACCACCAACAACCACGGCGCCGACCCGGACGACUGGGAAGGCCUUAAAGAGGUAGUCGGCUCCGGAUCGGGGACAUGGGGCAACCCGACCCCCGUGGUCGACGGCGACACCAUCUACCUCUUCAUGUCGUGGAACGGCGGCGCGUACAGCCAGAACGGCAACAACAAGCUGCCCGACGGCAGCGUCACCAAGAAGAUUGACACUUCCUGGGCGGGGCGCAGGCAUCUGUACCUGACGCGCAGCACCGACGACGGCAAGACGUGGUCCAAGCCUGAAGAUGUCACCAAGGAGCUGACCCCUGACGGGUGGGCGUGGGACGCCGUCGGGCCGGGGAUCGGCAUCAAGCUGACUACCGGCGAGCUGGUCGUCCCCGCGCAGCGGAGGAAUAUUAUCGGGCGUGGUACCCCCGGAAACAGGACUUGGUCCCUGCAGAUGUUGCCGGGGGGUGGGUCCGAGGGUACCAUCGCGCAGACGCCGGAUGGGAAGCUGUACCGGAAUGACAGGCCUGGUGGGGAUGGGGAUUACAGACGGGUUGCGAGGGGCACGCUGACGUCGUUUGGAGCUUUUGCGGACGAUACGGGUCUGCCGGAUCCGAGGUGCGAAGGGUCGGUGCUGUUCUAUAACCAGGCCGAUGAUGGUCCGGCGAGGACGAUUUUUAUGAACUCGGCUAGCAAGGACAGUCGACGGCAUAUGCGGGUGCGGAUUAGUUAUGACAAGGACGCGAAAAAGUGGAAUUAUGGGCGGGAGCUGAGCGACGCGCCGGUUUCUGGGGCUGGGUACGAGGGGGGGUAUUCGAGCAUGUGUAAGACGGCUGAUUUCAAGAUUGGUGCUCUGGUGGAGAGCGAUUUCUACAAUGACAAGGGGGGCGGGAACUCGUACCGGGCGAUCAUCUGGCGGAGGUUUAACCUGUCCUGGAUCCUCCAUGGGCCGCGGAAUUAGGGGAGAAGGUGGACUGGAUGGAGCCUGAGGCGGUCAAUAAAGGAGAUGGAUCCGUACAUACUACCUACAUGUAACUUUUACUUACAUUCGAUUGUACAUACUUGUUAGCUACAUCUUAGGUUGCUAAAUCGAGAACAUACGCAGAGACGUGGGAUUUC
This is a messenger RNA of Canariomyces notabilis, 1850 nucleotides long. Its product is annotated as glycoside hydrolase family 33 protein. Gene Ontology annotation, biological process: ganglioside catabolic process; oligosaccharide catabolic process. The transcript has a single exon. The record is from RefSeq and is a predicted model, not a curated record. Gene Ontology annotation, cellular component: intracellular membrane-bounded organelle; membrane; cytoplasm. Bases 463 to 1692 code for a protein of 409 amino acids. NCBI's taxonomy places the organism in Eukaryota, Fungi, Ascomycota, Sordariomycetes, Sordariales, Chaetomiaceae. Gene Ontology annotation, molecular function: exo-alpha-sialidase activity.